This is a messenger RNA of Talaromyces stipitatus ATCC 10500, 708 nucleotides long. Its product is annotated as TRAPP complex component Bet3, putative. The transcript has 5 exons. Gene Ontology annotation, biological process: intra-Golgi vesicle-mediated transport; endoplasmic reticulum to Golgi vesicle-mediated transport. The coding region runs from base 130 to 708 and encodes 192 amino acids. Gene Ontology annotation, cellular component: cis-Golgi network membrane; cytosol; TRAPP complex. NCBI's taxonomy places the organism in Eukaryota, Fungi, Ascomycota, Eurotiomycetes, Eurotiales, Trichocomaceae. The record is from RefSeq and is a predicted model, not a curated record.
ACACACACAGCACAACGCAACGACCCGAGCUACACUGCCACCGAUUCGCAAUCUGAAUAUUAACAUAAGUCCCUAUUCUGUUACUAAUCAGCCUGCGACUGUUCCGGAAUUAACGAAAGAGAGAACACAAUGUCCUCGACCACCAAAGCUGCCAGAAUAGGGGAAGAAAUUUGGAAAACAAAGAUCGAUAAAGUCAAUGCCGAGUUAGUCACGCUCACGUACGGAACGAUAGUCGCACAACUCUGUCAGGAUUACGAUGGGGACUACCUGGAGGUUAAUAAACAACUCGAUAAGAUGGGCUAUAACAUCGGCAUGCGAUUGAUUGAGGAUUUUCUUGCCAAAUCGAAUACUGGGAGAUGCGCGAAUUUCAAAGAGACGGCCGAUAUAAUCUCAAAAGUGGGAUUCAAGAUCUUUCUUAAUAUAACGCCGACCGUCACCAAUUGGACCAGCGACAAUAAGCAGUUUUCCUUGGUUCUGGAUGAGAAUCCGCUGGCAGACUUUGUGGAGUUACCAGAUGACGACCGAGCACAAGAUCAAUUGUGGUUUUCGAAUAUUCUCUGUGGUGUGCUGAGGGGGGCAUUGGAAAUGGUCCAAAUGCAAGUAGAAGCUCAUUUCGUCAGCGACGUCCUCCGAGGCAGCGAUACGACAGAGAUCCGAGUGACGUUGAUUCGAUAUAUCGAGGAUGAGAUGCCGCCAGACGAUGAAUAA